AUGGCUGUAACGCCGCACGUUGCACAGCGACAGGAAGCCUUGAGGCAGCUCGAGAGAUUGCCUCACGACGUACUUAGUGGUAUGCUGUGCGACGUUAAAGCGCAGCUCCAACAGGAGCGCCGCGCCCUUUCUGACGGACAGAAAGAGCUCGAGCACGUUCAGCUGCAGCUAGCCAAACUCAAUAAAGACUUGAAGACUGUGCAGAGGCAGCGAGAGCAGGAGCAUCAACAGGCAAGCAAAUGUGCCGAUGCUGUUGCACGCACGUCUCGGUUGCUGCGGGCGGCCAGACGCCGCGGACCAAAGUAUGAGGAGGCAAUUGCACGAACACUAGACGAGAUUCACCAGAUUCGUCGCGGCCACGUCGCCGUUGCCGCCCCCCCUACGUCUCCGUCAGCCAUUUCAGUCGAUAUGGACGUGUCUUCUAUCAACGCAUCUGCCCAGCACCACGCGCACGUGUCCGUUGGGGUGGCAGUGCCGCCGACAUUGGCGCGAGAGUCGAAUCGAGCUGCCGCGGCUGCCAGAGCAGCAAAUGAAGGACAGCGGCUCUCGGUAUUCCUGCACGCGCUGGAGAAGCGCGUAGCGCGCGUGGAGCGUGAGAAUCGAAUGCUGCUGAGGAGUAUCGACAUCUUGAACCGUGGUGAUGCUUCAUCAGCGAGGCUUUAUCACGAGUUGGAGUCCCUUCGCUUUUUACGUGGCGUAUGA
This is a messenger RNA of Leishmania braziliensis MHOM/BR/75/M2904, 702 nucleotides long. RefSeq lists its product as hypothetical. The record is from RefSeq and is a predicted model, not a curated record. Bases 1 to 702 code for a protein of 233 amino acids. The transcript has a single exon. Lineage: Eukaryota; Euglenozoa; Kinetoplastea; Trypanosomatida; Trypanosomatidae.